GUUUCCGUGUCCAGCUGCACUCAGCGGGACUAUAGAGGACAGGGAGGCUUCAGCUCCGCAUUCAGCCUGAUAAAGCCGCUCAUUGGAGCCAUGGCCAAGCCGCUGACCGACCACGAGAGGAGGAAGCAGAUCUCCGUCCGGGGGCUGGCCGGGGUGGAGAACGUAGCGGACCUGAAGACUAAUUUUAACAGACACCUGCAUUUCACCCUGGUGAAGGACCGGAACGUCGCCACCAAGCGGGACUAUUACUUCGCCCUGGCGAACACGGUCCGGGACCACCUGGUGGGCCGCUGGAUCCGGACCCAGCAGCAUUACUACGACAAGGACCCGAAACGGGUCUACUAUCUCUCCCUGGAGUUCUACAUGGGUCGGACUCUGCAGAACACCAUGGUGAACCUGGGCUUGGAGAACGCAUGUGACGAGGCCAUCUACCAGCUGGGUCUGGACAUGGAGGAGCUGCAGGACAUCGAGGAAGAUGCCGGCUUGGGAAAUGGAGGGCUGGGUCGCCUUGCUGCUUGUUUCCUGGACUCCAUGGCUUCUCUGGGCCUUGCAGCUUACGGAUACGGAAUCCGUUACGAGUUCGGCAUUUUCAAUCAGAAAAUCGUCAAUGGCUGGCAGGUAGAGGAAGCAGACGAUUGGCUGCGCUACGGUAACCCCUGGGAGAAGGCCCGCCCAGAGUACAUGCGUCCGGUCCACUUCUACGGCAGGGUGGAGCACACACCGGAAGGAGUGAAAUGGGUCGACACACAGGUGGUUCUGGCCCUCCCCUACGACACGCCGGUUCCCGGCUACAGGAACAACAUCGUUAACACCAUGAGACUGUGGUCCGCCAAGGCUCCCUGUGAAUUCAACCUGAAGGACUUCAACAUCGGAGGCUACAUCCAAGCUGUCCUGGAUAGGAACCUGGCUGAGAACAUCUCCAGGGUUCUGUACCCCAAUGAUAACUUUUUCGAGGGGAAGGAGCUGCGUCUGAAGCAGGAGUACUUUGUUGUAGCAGCGACUCUUCAAGACAUCAUCCGGAGAUUCAAAGCCUCCAAGUUUGGCUCCACGGAGUUUGUGAGAUUAGACCUUGCCAAGAUGCCUGAUAAGGUGGCCAUCCAGCUGAACGACACUCAUCCUGCUCUCGCUAUUCCUGAGCUGAUGAGGAUCCUGGUGGACAUCGAGAAACUCGACUGGGAGAAGGCUUGGGACAUUGUGACCCGGACUUGUGCCUACACCAACCACACCGUCCUGCCUGAAGCCCUGGAGCGCUGGCCUGUGGACCUGUUCCAGAACCUGCUGCCUCGACACUUGGAGAUCAUCUACGAGAUCAACAGGAGGCAUCUGGAGCACUCAGUGUAUAUGGUCAAAAACAAAAGAACGGUGUUCAAGGACUUCUACGAAAUGGAUCCUGAGAAGUUUCAGAACAAGACCAAUGGGAUCACGCCCAGGCGAUGGCUGGUCAUGUGCAACCCUGGCCUGGCUGAGGUCAUAGCUGAGAGGAUUGGAGAGGACUACAUCCGCGACCUGGACCAGCUGAAGAAGCUUCUAGACUUUGUGGACGACAAUGCCUUCAUCAGAGACGUUGCAAAGAUCAAACAAGAGAACAAGCUGAAGUUGGCCGCCCACCUGGAGGAGCACUAUAAGGUGAAGAUCAACGCCAACUCCAUGUUUGACGUGCAGGUGAAGAGGAUCCACGAGUACAAGAGGCAGCUGCUCAACUGCCUGCACAUCAUCACGCUUUACAACCGGAUCAAAAACGAGCCCAACAAGUCAUGGACCCCCAGGACCAUCAUGAUUGGAGGAAAGGCGGCUCCAGGUUACCACACUGCAAAAAUGAUCAUCAAGCUGAUCACAUCCAUCGGGGACAUAGUCAAUAACGACCCUGUGGUGGGAGACCGCCUUAAGGUCAUCUUUCUGGAGAACUACAAGGUCACUCUGGCUGAGAAGGUCAUCCCAGCCGCUGACCUUUCGGAGCAGAUCUCCACAGCUGGAACCGAGGCCUCUGGCACUGGGAACAUGAAAUUCAUGCUGAACGGCGCCCUCACCAUCGGUACCAUGGACGGAGCCAACGUGGAGAUGGCGGAGGAGGCGGGAGAGGAAAAUCUCUUUAUCUUCGGCAUGAGAGUGGAAGAUGUGGAGGCGCUGGACAGGAAGGGCUAUGAUGCCGCCUCUUAUUACAACCGCAUUCCGGAGCUGAAGCAGGCGAUGGAUCAAAUAUCAGGAGGCUUCUUCAGCCCCGACCAGCCUGGUCUUUUCAAGGAUCUGGUCAACAUGCUGAUGCACCACGACAGGUUUAAAGUGUUUGCAGACUAUGAAGACUACAUCAAGUGUCAGGAGAAGGUCGACGCUCUCUACAAGGACCCCAAAGAGUGGACCAAGAAGGUGAUCCACAACAUCGCCGGCUGUGGGAAGUUCUCCAGUGACCGCACCAUCUCCCAGUACGCUAGGGAGAUCUGGGGGAUGGAGCCCAGUUUGGAGAAGAUCGCCGCUCCGGAUGAUCCUCGCUAAAACUCCGCUGCUUCCUUCCCUUCAGCCGUAGCUCACCGUGUGCUUAGCCCCACCCUGUAGCCUCUUCACUUUGCGCCGCGGCGUCUCUUCCUGAACAGAUCGGGUGGUUCCCGCUUCACCUGGGGAAAAAAAAAGAAACGGUUUUUAACUUUGAAAUGAUUUAUUUUAGAAAGAUAGAAAGCUUUGCUAACUCCGGUUACUGAAUAUUCUCAGACUGUAGCUGCGUUGUUUCUGGGAACAGGUAAAGAUUUUCUUCUGUUGUUCUUUUUCUUUGCGGUUGAACAAAAAGGGGACGUUUGAACCCAUAUUCCCACAUUCCUUCACAAAAGGCCAGCGGAUGAACCUCGUCACUGUUCUUCCAAACCGCCGUGUCUCGUUUUAGGCAGAAAGGAGGCGACGGGUACGUGGGGUUAAAAAAGGAAGCCAUUUCUCCAUCUUUAUGUGAAGAUUUCAUGUUAAAGAGAUGCUGACUGUUAAAUGUUUUUCUGUGUUAGCUGAAUGUAAUAAUUUCUCUUUAAAGAUAUAUUAAUAUAUAACUAUAGAGAAGAGCUUUAAUGCAGAUUAUAUAUAUAUUUAGUUGGCAUGUUUGUGGCUCAUUCUGUCCUGUCCCUGAAAGUGAUCCAUGUUAAGGAAUAAAACUGCCUUGUUUAGCUGAGUUUUUUUGUGGUAAAUGUUCGUCUCUAUCUGCUGUUCUUGUGUGUGAAACAUGGCGGCGUCCUCCACAGACGCUCUACUGUAAACCUCACUCUGGCGCUUUUCUGCAACUUGCCUGUUUUGCUGCAAAAAACGACCAGAAAUCUGAUCUUUUUAGUUUAAUAAAAGAUGGAACCUAUAGUCCA
Messenger RNA from Cyprinodon variegatus (sheepshead minnow), 3329 nucleotides. Its product is annotated as glycogen phosphorylase, muscle form-like. Bases 91 to 2490 code for a protein of 799 amino acids. The transcript is spliced from 20 exons. Gene Ontology annotation, biological process: glycogen catabolic process. Gene Ontology annotation, cellular component: cytoplasm. NCBI's taxonomy places the organism in Eukaryota, Metazoa, Chordata, Actinopteri, Cyprinodontiformes, Cyprinodontidae. Gene Ontology annotation, molecular function: glycogen phosphorylase activity; pyridoxal phosphate binding. The record is from RefSeq and is a predicted model, not a curated record.